CUUGUGAAAAAUCAAAGAGGAAGAACAAGAGCUAUUACAAGAGCUUAUGGCACUAACGAAUGGCUCUUCCCUCCAGAGCAUUUACAGGAAGUUCAAGCCGCAACUCCUCAUGGUUCUGGUUCAGAUUGGCUAUACCUUUCUGUAUUUUAUUGCAGAAGCUUCCUUCAAUCAUGGAAUGAAUCCUCAUGUCUAUAUUACUUACAGACACAUUGUUGGUGGUGUACUGAUGUUACCUUUUGCCUAUUUUCUUGAGAGAAAAGUAAGGCCGAAGCUGACAGUAGCUCUUAUGCUCGAAAUCUUUGUCCUUUCUCUCCUUGGGGUUGGUUUGACUCUGAACAUGUAUUUUGCAAGCUUAAGAUACACCUCCCCAACCUUCGUUGCAUCAAUGGUCAACACCAUAGCUUCCCUGACUUUUGUAAUAGCCGUUGUACUCAGGUUAGAGGUUCUUGAUAUUCGACAUCCUCGAGGGAUGGCAAAGGUUCUUGGUACCUUGAUCUCCCUGGCUGGUGCAAUGACCAUGACACUUUACAAGGGGUCUCUAGUGAGAAAUCUAUGGCAGCCUUUGAUUCGUAUUGAUCAAGGGAGUGCUGCUACCCACGAGAACUGGUUAAAGGGCUCUCUUCUAACGGUUGCAAGCUGCAUAACAUGGUCCAUAUGGUACAUUAUGCAGGCAUUUACAUUAAAAAGAUAUCCGGCCCAACUGUCACUGACUGCAUGGAUGAGCUUUAUCGGAGGAGCACAAUCAGCUGUAUUCACAGUGAUCAUAGAACAUAAACGAGCGGCUUGGACCAUAGGAUUCAACAUUGACUUCUGGUCCACCAUAUAUGGUGGAAUAGUGGUCUCUGGUUUGAUCGUCUUCAUUCAACUGUGGUGCACGGAAGAAAGAGGUCCAGUUUUUGUGACCGUGUUUAAUCCCCUUUCAACUAUAUUAGUAGCGAUUCUGGGAUACUUUGUCCUUGGAGAAAAACUUUACAUGGGCAGCAUACUAGGGGCAAUCAUCGUCAUCCUUGGCCUAUACAUGUUGCUGUGGGGGAAAGAUGGAGACCAACAAGCUGUUCACAGCAACUCCCAAGAGCAAACUUAUUUGACUUCCAAAGAACAAAAGGAAAACAAUAAAUUGAUUCUCCCUUCAGCUCUUAAGGAAGGAUCACAGUGCGAACCUUAAAUCGUUCCCGGCCUGAUCAGUGUAGCGAAGGUGUUGUCGUGCGAUAAAACAUACAACACUAAAAUAUAUAUAUAUAUAUAUAUUAAAAAAAAUAUUAAUAUUACGAUACAAUCAUUCUCAUCUUAUCUGCGAAAACAAACGAGGCCUAAAUUGAAGGAUAUCAAAAGUGAACAGAGGAAUUUGAAGAGUAGUUUGCAUCAACUUCUGCUUCAGAGAAAACAGGGAGGAUGAGAAACUAAUGGACUGUUAUAUGCCAGAGAGAGUCUGUACAGAAAAUUAAGCAAGCAAAUCAGAUUGAGAUGAAAACUGAAUACCUUCUUGUAACCUUCACCUCAGAUCCCCCAAUAAAUCAUAGAAUAUAUAUUCAUCUACAA
Juglans regia (Persian walnut) is the source of this 1539-nucleotide messenger RNA. RefSeq names its product WAT1-related protein At2g39510-like. NCBI's taxonomy places the organism in Eukaryota, Viridiplantae, Streptophyta, Magnoliopsida, Fagales, Juglandaceae. The coding region runs from base 47 to 1165 and encodes 372 amino acids. The record is from RefSeq and is a predicted model, not a curated record. The transcript is spliced from 7 exons. Gene Ontology annotation, molecular function: transmembrane transporter activity. Gene Ontology annotation, cellular component: plasma membrane.